AUAAUUCCGUCUGUUAUAGCUCGAAACCUGUGCCUGUAGACAACUGCUAAGACAAAUUGCAUACAUGAUGUAUCCAGCUAGCCAUUGAACUGAAAACGUAUAAGUUAAUAGUGUCAAUUCAUUAUUUCAGCCCGGAUGCAAAUGUCCAGACAGCUAGCUAGCAAACUAGCCCACGAACAAAAGGAAAAAAGUGACGGUGCAGAGAGUGGGAUAGGGCUCUAAACACCCCAAGACUAUUCAUUUUCUCACAGAUAUCUAGUAUGUUGAGAGACUCAACGGCAUUAGAGCGCUUGCCGGUCCACCAGCAGAAAGCACCUUCCCUUCGGCAGCAGUGCAAGACGCCAGUGUCCCUGACCAGCGUCCACUCUACCGAGGAUAGACAUGGAGGGGACACGGACACCAAGCUCGGCAACAAGUUUGACGAGGGACAAGAGGUCUUAGCCCGAUGGUCGGAUGGGCUGUUUUAUUUGGGGACUAUCACAAAGAUAAAUAAGGACAAGCACCGCUGCUUUGUUGUCUUUGAAGAUCGGUCCAAGUCCUGGGUUCUGUGGAAGGACAUUCAGACAGGGGACGAGGGAGGAGAGGACAUGGUCUGCACAAUAUGCCAGGAUGAGUGCUCAGAGGAUCCCAACGAGAUUGUCAUCUGCGACAAGUGUGGACAAGGAUACCACCAGCUCUGCCACUCACCCAUCAUCGACUCCAGCCUGAUCGACACCGAUGAGAAGUGGCUCUGUAGGGAGUGUGUGUUCGCCACAACAGAGAAGGGUCCCAAAGCACUGCAGGAGCUGAAGCAGUCUCUACCUUAUUCCCUAGAGGACCUGGCCUGGGACCAGGGCCACAAGACCAACAUCCAGCAAUGUUACUGCUACUGUGGAGGGCCUGGAGACUGGUACCUGAAGAUGCUGCAGUGCAACAGGUGUAAGCAGUGGUUCCACGAGGCAUGUAUCCAGUGUUUUAAGACGCCCAUGCUCUAUGGAGACAGGUUCUAUCUAUUUAUUUGCUCAGUUUGCAGUAGUGAACCAGAGUACCUCAAACGACUGCCUCUUAGAUGGGUGGACGUUGCACACCUGAGCCUCUACAACAUGAGUGUGAUUCACAAGAAGAAGUACUUUGAUUCUGAGCUGGAGCUGAUGACUUACAUCAACGACAACUGGGAGCAAAUGCAGCUCGGGGAGCUUUCAGCCACUCCUCAGUCGGACCGAUAUGAAAGUAUUUUGGAAGCACUGAAUAGCAACCACAGCAUGUUCAUGUCAGGGAAGGAGAUCAAGAAGAAGAAGCACCUCUUUGGGCUGAGGAUCCGUUUUCCUCCGGGUCCCCAGAGCUCUGACCUGCUGGCCAAUAGAGGGGAGCCAGAGAGGGCCUCCAACGAGAUCAAGAUCAAAGGCAGGAAGGCUAUCAAGCCUCUUACCAACACAAGUGAAGUAACCAAUGGCGUGGUGAAGAAGGCCAAGAAGAUGAAGAAACAGGGAGGUCACUCCCUGGCGACUCUGGCCAAGCGAAGUUGCUCCAGUGAACUCUUGGCCCAGGAUAUGAAGCCACCACCACCUCUGGAUAUCCAGUCCUUAAGAAGCAGCAGGAGUGACAGAUCUCUUCCCUCGUCCAGUACCUCCGAGAUGGAAUCCAUCAGUGCCGUCCGCACCACUGAAACUACCUCAAAUAGCCUCUCCAGACAGUCCAGCUUGUGUAGCUCCAGUAAGACGUUCACGGGUCGCCACUGGCCCAUCGCCCAGCCCCCAAUGAAGAGGAGACGGGGCCGGCCACGUCGGGCCCCCCUCCAGCCCCCCAACCCUGAGAUCCCCCCUCCUCACCAGCCAGACCCCCACCACCUCCCAGAGCCCCCCAACCCCCUGCCGGGGCUCCACUCCACGGACAUAGUGCACGGGCUGGGCCAAGGUGGUCAGCUGUCCCACCUGAAGAGCUCAAUCAGUAGCUACUUUGGGGUGGCAGGCCGCCUGGAGUGCGGGGAGAAGUACCGCAUCCUAGCUCGCCGGGUCACCCUGGACGGCAAGGUUCAAUACCUGGUGGAGUGGGAGGGCGUCACUGCCUCCUAAACUUGUCAUAGCGCUUACGUAGUUUAUUACACAUACGUAGCGCUUAACAUGUUUAUACAGCGUUUAUAAAGCAUUUUAACACAAUGUUCUGAAUGCUGAUUGGCUGAAAGCUGUGGUAUAUCAGACCGUAUACCACGGGUAUGACACAUUUAUUUUUACUGCUCUAACUACAUUGGUAACCAGUUUAUAAUAGCAAUAAGGCACCUCGGGGGUUUGUGGUAUAUGAACAGCCUAAUGACCGCCCUUAGCCGUGGGUAUAUUGGCCAUACACCACGCCCCCUCUGCUUAAUGUUGUGUUGCCCAGUCUGGAACGGCGCUUGCGUUUCCAUUGAUAUGCUCCAGUGAUAUGGUCUUUCUGUGACUUGUCUUUUGUGUUUGAGAUCUGUUUCGGUUUUGUAAACUGAAGAGGUUAAGAGAUCAGCUUUGGCAGAAUGUAAAAUGAAUGGUGUUUAGUAGAGUGGCUAGGUAGGGGGUGUGAAUGGUGUUUGGAGUGGCUAGGUAGGGGGUGUGAAUGGUGUUUGGAGUGGCUAGGUAGGGGGUGUGAAUGGUGUUUGAGUGUCUUUGCACCUGACCUGAUAUGUUGGAAGUGUUUGCGAGUAGUUGAUGUUCGAGAGGGACUCAAACAACAGAGAUGAUGUUGUGCUGCUGCAAACCCGUUUAUUAUUAUUGUUUAUUAUGAAUUAUUAUAUAUCUUUACUUUUCUACAUUUUUAUGCCUCGAGUGUCUAGUGAGACAGUUAAUUUUUUUACGAUUUGGAUUUGAUUGCACAUACUGUAUCAAGUUCAGCCUGUUCUCAGCAAUUCUCCUGAACCCGUUGUACCCAGGCUCAUAAAAUCACUUAGAGAUAUGAAGUUUCUCUUUUCUGUCUUUGGCAGCUGAAAGCGUGUAACCUCUAGCCUCUAAUGUUCUGCAAAUCAUCUCACUAUGAAUAGUAUUAAUUUCACUGUGUUCUAGUCCAAAUCUACACUAUGUCAAGGUUUUACUCAGACUUUUUCUAAUGCAUUAUUAAUUACUGGUAGAAUUUGCUUUGAGGGCUGAGCUUGUGUGAAAGAACGUUAGUGACUGAAUUCAUGUGUAUGUGGUAACUGGUACCGUUAGGCCUUGUUACAUUUGAAAGGUUGAGUAAUGUACCCACGUUUUUACUUGUGUUUUACAAUAUACAGUGGGGCAAAAAAGUAUUUAGUCAGCCACCAAUUGUGCAAGUUCUCCCACUUAAAAAGAUGAGAGAGGCCUGUAAUUUUCAUCAUAGGUACACUUCAACUAUGACAGACAAAAUUAGAAAAAAAAUCCAGAAAAUCACAUUGUAGUGAAUUUAUUUAAUGAAUUUAUUUGCAAAUUAUGGUGGAAAAUAAGUUGCACAAUUGGUGGCUGACUAAAUACUUUUUUGCCCCACUGUAUGUUCUGAAGAUCUGCAUUUUAAAAAAUAUGCAAUCAUUGUACUUCUAGAUAUCUACAGUUACAUUUAUGAACCUCUUAAAAAGGACUUUGUUCCUUAAUUUUCUUCCUUCUGUGCGGUUAUAUUUUAUGACUUUGAUCAGUGCGAACAUUGAAUGCAAAAAUCUCAUGGACCUUUUUAAACAAAUAAAACUGAUUUCAGUUCUUAAAGCCGCCUAUGCAACAUACGUCUCGAAAGACAAUUGUUUUUGUAUUUCAAUCACUUGACUGCAAGAUUGGCAUCAGCAACAAACCACAACAAUAUUUUGGUUUCUUCUGACUCUGGCCUUUUUGAUUUUUAUUUCAGGUGCUAUUUAUUUCACCUUUUACUCAGAACUGUGCACUUAGCCAGACGUCUGCUGGUACAGCCAAGCUCACCUAGAACCCACUCAGGAUAUGCUCAGCAACUUUACUCUAUGUAUGAUGUACUCAAAGAUUUGGAAUAUAACAUGUUAUUGAUGGAACAUUGGAACAUUUUCUGUGGUGUCAGUAUUUCAUUGAAGUUCAUUUAAAAAAAAAAAAUGUAGCAUUCAUUUAGUUAUUCCUCUGUGACUGGUUGUUUUCAAAAAGCUGCAGUUCAGUCCAUUAUGCUACAGGGUCACAAAUGUCUUAGUUCAUCUGAAAACAUGAUCUUCCACUUAUCUCAUGAAGUGUUUUUUUAUUUUUUAUAUUUAGUUCCCUUCACCUCUGAGGGGUUAGGUUCACCCCCCCCCCCCCCCCCCCAGCUUCAUUGUAAGAGUUCAAGCAGUUAAUUCCUCUUGCUGUUGGAUGUGUUUUGUUAUUCUCAGAUAAUGCCAUUUUCCCCUUGAGGCAGUGGAGUUGGGUCUUGACGUUGAUACCUCUUUAUUUAAAAGUUAUUUUAAGCUUUUCUUCUGUAUCAAACUUUAUUGGUCACAUACACAUUUAGCAAAUGUUAUUGCGGGUGUAGUGAAAUGCUUGUGUGUGUGUGUGUAUGUUGUUCCAGUGUUAGACCCCUGGAUCUUUAUGUUUUCUACUGGCUUUGGGCAGGCUUCUUCAGCCGAAUAAUAAAUAUCUAAAAGCCUA
Messenger RNA from Oncorhynchus kisutch (coho salmon), 4529 nucleotides. Its product is annotated as metal-response element-binding transcription factor 2. The record is from RefSeq and is a predicted model, not a curated record. The coding region runs from base 261 to 2051 and encodes 596 amino acids. The transcript has 15 exons. Gene Ontology annotation, molecular function: chromatin binding; DNA binding. Gene Ontology annotation, cellular component: nucleus. Gene Ontology annotation, biological process: negative regulation of gene expression, epigenetic. Lineage: Eukaryota; Metazoa; Chordata; Actinopteri; Salmoniformes; Salmonidae.